AUGGAGGGCAAAGUCUUCGUCUUCCCCCAUGAAGCCAACACAUCUCAUGUCAUUCUAAGACCUACAAUCACAAAGCCAUUGCAGAAAGUCAGCGUCUGUCUAUGCUCCUAUUCGGAUCUUUCACGCUCCUAUACGGUCUUCUCUCUUGCUACUCCCGGGAAGGAAAAGGCCUUUCUGAUCAGCAUUCAGCCUCCAGACACUUGUUCUGUAUAUAUCAACCUGGAAGUCACUAGCUUUAAGACAGAGUCGGAGUCUUUGAGACACAUCUGUGUGACCUGGGACUCCGACACUGGAGAGGUCCAACUUUGGGUCGAUGAGAAGCUCUACCCAGAAGGAGUCUCCAGUAAAGGCUCUUCUAUCGCAGCUGAAACCAGCAUUGUUCUGGGGCAGGACCAAGAUUCUUUUGGCGGAGGGUUUGAUGCUAAGCAGUCAUUAGUUGGUGAAAUAAGUGACGUCCACAUGUGGGAUUAUGUCCUGACUCAGGAAGACAUCCAGAAGGUCCUCUCUGGUGAUCUCCAUGGGAAUAUCAUUAAUUGGAAGUCUUUACGUUGUGAAAUGAAAGGGGAAGUUCUCGUCAAGCCCAAACCUCAACGUAAGUCUGUCAUCUUACUAUAUACACCUUGUUCAUGA
Staurois parvus is the source of this 630-nucleotide messenger RNA. Lineage: Eukaryota; Metazoa; Chordata; Amphibia; Anura; Ranidae. The record is from the annotation of a GenBank genome assembly.